GGGACUAGUUAGAACAUUACAUUGCAUGUUUGGACAAUAUAGUAGUACAGUAGAGUAGUAGAAAUUUUCCCAGCCCCUUAAGUUUGACUGAUGAUUUAAACCCCCAGUAGCCACCUAUAAAAUAGAAAUGCUAGUUAAAUGAACUGUGGAUCUGCCUUGUCCUGUGCUGUUCCCCAUGUCUUUAUAAACCCCAUUAUCCAAUGCUGUUUUCUCCUCUCUACUACAUUGCUUCCUUCAUGCAACUUUCUUGACGUUGACCAGGAAGCUGCUGGUCGCCUGAUGAGUAUGAGCACGACUACAGAACCCACUAACGAUGCUCCCACUGUUACAGAAGAAAGCAAAAUGGCUACAGCUGUGAAAACAGAGAAGAAGCCAGAUGAGGUUGCGGCGCCAGCAGCACCAGAUGAGGAAGAGGAGGAGGAAGAGUAUGUUGUGGAGAAGGUCCUGAAUCGGAGAGUGGUUAAAGGGAGAGUGGAGUACCUGCUCAAAUGGAAGGGAUUCUCAAAUGAGGAUAACACAUGGGAACCAGAAGAUAACCUGGACUGCCCAGACCUAAUCGCAGAGUUUCUUCAGUCUCAAAAGACCGCACAAGAGGGGAAGAGGAAGGCAGAUGGAGACGGCGAUGACAGCAAAUCAAAGAAGAAAAAAGAUGAUACAGAGAAAUUAAGGGGUUUUGCUCGAGGUCUGGAUCCAGAAAGAAUAAUUGGUGCUACAGAUUCAACGGGAGAGCUUAUGUUCCUCAUGAAAUGGAAAAACUCAGAUGAAGCUGACCUGGUCCCAGCAAAAGAAGCAAAUGUAAAAUGUCCACAGAUCGUCAUUUCUUUCUAUGAGGAGCGGCUUACCUGGCAUUCGUACCCCACCGAAGAUGAGAAAAAGGAUGAUAAAAACUAACCCAGGGCAACAGGGGCAGGGGUGAAAAAAAAAAAAAAAAAAGAGUAGUUUUGAACUUCGUUGUACUUUCUGAGAGGGGGGGGUUGGACAGGGAUGGGCAGACUGUGGCAAGCAAGACGCAUUUGUCUUUUGAUGUAGUAUGACUUCAUUUGAUUCUGCUUUUACUUGGAGUUAAUCUAAACCUGUAUAUUCUUCAGAUUUGCUUGACACAGGCCAAAAAAGUAAAGAUGCAGUGUUAAGUUUUGAGUUUCCCAGUCCUCUGCAGUAUCUUGUUCCCUUUGGGCAGUGCUUAUCAUCGUGCCCGAACAUUGUAUUAGUAAGGUGACAUUUCAUUUUUGUUUUAUAUUUUUUAUCAAUGUGCCAUUUUUAUUCUGUACUUUAUUGGUCAUGUGAUUUGCAGGCAAAACUGUGUCCAUCUUUGCCUUAUAUGUAUAACUUGUUUGAUGUAUAGUUAUAAACUGUGCUUUCUUUGUUCAGUAAUCAUUAGUGUUUUCAAUAACAGCCAUGUCUUGCUUGUCUGUUUUGGAAAAUAAAACCACUUUUUGUUAUAA
Boleophthalmus pectinirostris (great blue-spotted mudskipper) is the source of this 1442-nucleotide messenger RNA. It is a transcript of the gene cbx1b, whose product is annotated as chromobox homolog 1b (HP1 beta homolog Drosophila). NCBI's taxonomy places the organism in Eukaryota, Metazoa, Chordata, Actinopteri, Gobiiformes, Gobiidae. The record is from RefSeq and is a predicted model, not a curated record. The transcript is spliced from 5 exons. Gene Ontology annotation, cellular component: nucleus; pericentric heterochromatin. Gene Ontology annotation, biological process: negative regulation of transcription by RNA polymerase II; chromatin organization. The coding region runs from base 139 to 891 and encodes 250 amino acids. Gene Ontology annotation, molecular function: chromatin binding.